Molecule: messenger RNA, 11407 nt
Organism: Engraulis encrasicolus (European anchovy)
Lineage: Eukaryota; Metazoa; Chordata; Actinopteri; Clupeiformes; Engraulidae
Gene: hivep1
Product: HIVEP zinc finger 1
Exons: 11
Coding region: 1205-9589 (2794 amino acids)
Biological process (GO): regulation of transcription by RNA polymerase II
Cellular component (GO): nucleus
Molecular function (GO): DNA-binding transcription factor activity, RNA polymerase II-specific; RNA polymerase II cis-regulatory region sequence-specific DNA binding
Source: RefSeq, a predicted model, not a curated record
GCAUGUACAAUGGCAAUAAAGACAUGCACAUGCAUGCAUUUAUUCAUUCAUUCAUUGCUGGCUUGAAUGGAUCUGGGUGUCUAUUUUGAUUCUUGAUAACCUAUGCAUGGCCGAUGUUCUAGAUCUAGAUGGUGUAAACUUCGAUUCUUAAAAAACCUAUGCAUGGCCGAUGUUCUAGAUCUAUAUGGUGUAAACUGUUUUGUUCCAUUUGCCAUUGAGGAAAAUUCGAUCACAAGUGAAGGUUGUGAUUUGUUUAAACAGCACAAGGAAAACUCCAAUGAUAAACUUAAAUGGUAAAUCAUGCUGCUUUUUGCGAAUAGGCUACUAGGAUAGGCCUACCUUUUUUCUAAUUCUAAAAAAUGAAAUUAACCCCAGCAUCGCGCUACCUGACACCUGGAGAAUAGGCUAUCCUGCCUCGCAUAACUAAACGGUGCGUAGGCUACGAAGCAGUCCUUUCCUGACAAUUACGUAACCGCGCGCAUUAUCCUCCUAGGUUUAGCACAUUUUCAACGGAGACGGAAUCGAAGUAUGAAUAUGAUUGGAUUUGCAAUCGGCUUCAGAGAUUGGGCUAGUAGGGAAAGCCCAGUGAGUUGUGGAGAGGCACAACGUGACCUGACAACAAGGAACCUCCGGGAAAACCGUCAGUCCCAAACUAUGUGCGAAAAGGGGGCCGUCAAGGGGAGAAACGUGCCACGGCGUCUAAAUUGGUGUGCAUGUUAUGCCUCAAUUGGGUACAAAUAAUAUGGAUGUUGAUUUGUCCUCUUAAAUAUAAUGUCAUUGGGCUAGUUAAUAAUUCGGUCACACAGUUAAUAGAAAUAUAUUCAUCCAAGGCUAUAUGUUUUUCGAACCUCUCGAGCCUCCCUGGCGUUCUUUCGUUGAGGGGCGGGGACGGGACCCCCGCUGACGUCAGAGGGCCUGUCCGUUUCCUGCAAUAGAAAGUGAGAGAGGGCAGAGAAAGAACAGACCUGUGUGAGAGAGGGAAAACCCUGACAACAACUAAAACUGCACAUGCAGAGGAGGGGGGGCCAGGAGGCGGGACGAGGAGACAAGCGCAAGUGGAGGAGGCAAGGUCGCAUAUUGCAGCGCACUCACUGACUGAUAAACAAGCAUUGCUAUUGUGUGGAAUAGAGUGGACUUUUCACGCCGAGUCCAUAGUCCAAGACUAUGACUAGCUGAGAAAGACCCGGGGGACUUACAGAGAACGAUGCCACGAACGAAGCAAAAUCACCCUAAAAACCUAAAAGACAAAAUUGAAGAGGCACAGAAAGAGCUAGAAGCUCCCAAAUGCACUCAUAAAGGUGUCAGUGAAAGUAGCGCUCAGAGAUGUUCAGAUGGUCUCAAGGGACUAAAGAGGAAGAAGUUGGUGGCAGAAAGCCAGCUCAAGAAAAUACCCAAGUCUCCAGUUAAGAAGCCCUCUCAGCAACCCAAGGAACCAGCACCAAAAUCGCAGCCUGCUACCAGUUACGUCACUCCUUCAAGUGAAGGCUCACCGUCUAGCACCGAUUCCAGCUCUUUCCCAAACAGCCCCUCCCUAAACACAGCACACCAGCAGCAGCAGCAGCAGCAGCAGCUAGGCACAGAGGAUGGCCAGCAGCCACAGCAGCAGGUGCCGCCAUCUCCCUAUAAAGUAACAACGAAAGGGGUAGAAGCCUCUUCCCUCGCAAAGCUGCAACCCCAGGAUCAACAGGCUUGCAGUGAAGACAAAUUGAACUUGUGCGACUCCCUUGAGAAAAGCUGGGAGCAAAAAUUAGACCACACAGUCGCCUCCAGUGGGCACACGAGUGCUCCUCUUGACGUGCUGCUCAAAGCGAUGGAGCCUGACUUUAACACGCUUGCGGAGAGGAGGCCGGUUGAGCACGCUGGUAAAAUGGCGGCAUCAGUUGCUAAUCAUUCCCCAGUACCUGCAGGGAUGACGGCCGUUAAAUACGACCUUCCAUCUCAACGUGGGAUCACCCAGCCAUACAAUUCAGCCAAACCACUCUACCGUGGCAGCCAUAUGCCCUUGGACACAUGUGUGGCGCCAGGUGCCAAACACUAUCAGACAACAGCUCGCAUGCAGCCAAUCCCCCCGCAGCAGCAGUUCAGCAUGCAAGCUGCAAGCCACCAUUCUGCCAAACCGGCUCACCAUAAAGGCUACGGGGCAGUCCAGUCCCCUGCUGUGACCCAUUCACCCAUUCCCUCACGUCCAAGUGGCCUGCCGCAGAGCCAACCUCCUGUGGUGCAAACGUGUCAGUCGCUCUCAGCCAGCGUUCCUAGCACAAUCCAAGUCCCAGUCACACCAGGGUAUAACCCUGUGCAGGUGGCCACAAUGAUCAGCUUGGGUGGCUUGGAUCAAGUGUGCAACAGUAUAACAUCAAAAGAGCAGAAGCCUAAAAAGCAAGGAAAGUAUGUGUGUGAGUACUGUCACAGGGCCUGCGCCAAACCCAGUGUGCUGCUAAAACACAUCCGGUCGCACACCGGGGAGAGGCCCUAUCCUUGUGUUACAUGUGGCUUUUCUUUUAAGACGAAGAGCAACUUGUAUAAGCAUAAGAAGUCGCAUGCCCAUGCCAUAAAACUAGGACUUACCGUGAGGUCUGACUCCCAAUCGCAAUCACAAGAGUCUGACAAGGGCCUGGGACCACACUCGGAUGACGAAAGUGGAGAAAGUGAGGAGGACAGCUGUACAGCGGAUUUUGAUCCAGACUCCUCACAGAGCAGUGCCACGGCCUUGUCUGAGAGUAGUUUGCUGAGCUCAGGUACAGCUCAAGGAAGUCAAAGUGAGUCGGACCAUUCUAUGACAUUCGAGACCCUAAAAUCUGCAAGUAGCCAAAAAGGUGCCGAGCCUAAAGUAACUGCAUUACUCCCUAAAGUGGUUGUUCAUCCAGUGAAUGUAUCUCCUCUUCGAGCAGACAGCCCAAGAGUGACUGACAUAACUCCAGAGCAGGCGACAGCCCAGCGACAAAGAGAGUUUCAGGCAGCCAGAUCAAAUAUCACAGUCCUGUCCUCGUUAAAAGAGGUAGAUUGUUCCAGCCCCUUACACGACUCCAUAAGCGAGGAUGAGGAUCCACAUGGCAAAGCACUUGGGGGUGGCCAUGCCCAGCUACAGAGGCAGCAGGCUACAGAUUGCUCUCAACAGCAACAGGGAAAGUGCCUGCUGAGUCCUCGUAGUUUGGGCAGCACUGAUUCAGGUUACUUCUCACGGUCAGAAAGUGCCGACCAAGCCAUGAGUCCACCAAGCCCUUUUGUUAAGAUAACUCCUCCAGCAGAAGCUGAUGUAUCCAAAAAUGUGCUGACUAAUCCCAAUACAGUUGUGGCUUCAGUAAUGCAUGUAACUGCUCUUGAUAAAACUGAUAUAUUAGAGGCGCAAAUGCGGCCUCCUUUGGACUCGAAAGCUCUGUCUCUAGAGGAACGCAUCUCCAAGUUGAUAUCAGACAAUGAAGCAGUUGUUGAUGACAAACAGUUGGAUAGUGUUAAACCAAGACGGACCUCUCUGUCAAGACGGGGAAGCAUUGAUUCACCAAAAUCUUACAUCUUCAAAGACUCCUUUCAGUUUGACCUCAAACCAUUUGUGAGAAGAUCUAGCUCCAGUUCUGACAUACCCAAAUCUCCUUUUACCCCAACAGAAAAAUCUAAGCCAGUAUUCCUUCUCUCAGUUCCUCCCCAGUACCCACAUAUGGACUCUUUGCCCAUAACAAGGAGUAAUUCAAUGCCCACAAAUCCCGGACAUUCGGCACCUCCCCCCAGUGCCCUGCCUCAGCCUCAUCCUUUAAGAAUCUGUCACUCAUUUGAUGAGAAAAUCAGUACUUUAAAUGACGAUGUCUUCUCAUCCACCCCAUCCACACCAAAUCCAUCACUGCAUCCUCGCACUCUGGUGAGACAGAUAGCAGUUGAGGAUUCAUCCACAAGUGAGGGAUUGCCCUCUGUUCGGUCUAUGGAUGAGGGUUAUCAUGGACCAAGCAUUACAACAGAAAUGCAGAGGAGCAAGUCCUUUGAGCAUGGGAACCGUAAACCUCCACUAAGCAAAGGAACCAUGUUUGAAUGUGAAACCUGUAGGAACCGCUACAGGAAGAGGGAAAACUUUGAGAAUCACAAAAAGUUUUUUUGUUCUGAGCUACAUGGACCGAAAAACAAGUCAAUUCCUGUCAAAGAUCCUGAGACAGAUGUGUGUCUGCAGAAAGUCUCACAGUCCCUGAUGACGAGAACAGUAGGCCCGUCAGUAAGUGUAGACCAGCCAACAAUGAUACGAAAACGGAGAAUGAAAAUGAAAAGUUUUGGAGACGAUGACGAUCAGUCUCCAACUGAUAAAACCCCACCAUGUUCUAGAAGCUUUGAUUCCUGUUCUAGAAGCUUUGAUUCCUGUCAGAUUCCCUCAGGAGUAUUAGCUGGUCAGUUUCCACAGAGAGCUGUGGUCGUCAACCUUCAACCUGCCAACAACAUGGGGCAGCUUGCAAGAGUGGCAGAAACUUCAGAGUCAAGGCUUUCCCCAGCAAUGGAUGAUAUCAGCUCUUCCUCUAAAGAGAGAGGUGAGAUGCAGCGACAAGGCAGUGGCACAUCUGUAAUUCGUCACACCAACUCUUUAAGCAGGCCAAAUUCUUUUGAAACGCAUGAUUCUUUUGACCAGUCCUCCCCAGCUGACCCUUUAGUGAAGGACCUACAGGCUGCAGUCGUGUCUAACACAGACUCCUCUCCCAACUCUACACUCCACAAUUAUCACAAAGAAAUGUCUAUACCCAAGGUGUCAAAUCAGAACAAAUAUAUUGGCGACUCCCCAAAAGAAUGUGCACCGCUGGUAGUAGCUAGUGAGAACAUAGCUCCAACUCAACAGUCAAGACUUGUUCGCCAGAGCAAUAUUUUAGUUCCUGAAAUUUUGGUCACAGAAGAACCAGAUCGGCAUGAGCAUGAGACUCGGGUAUUGGAGUCAACGGAAAAACCCGUAGACAAUUUCAAUUGGCCUCAGCGCAGUGAAAGCCUGUCUAAGUUGCCAACUGAAAAGUUGCCACCCAAGAAGAAAAGAAUCAGGCUGGCACAGAUGGAUCACUCUUCAGCAGAAUCCAGUUUUGAAUCCACGGUUUCCAGAAGCCUCAGCAGAGACAGUAGCUUGUCCCGAUGUUCAAGCAUUUCUGCUUCAUUUGAAAGGGAUGAAUCCCCUAGAUCUGACAGCCCAUCGUGCGACGGUGUCACCAAACUGCCAGAUACCCACGGACCAUCUGUAGCUUGCAAUACACUUGGUGUACCAGUAAUGAUGAGAAGGGCUGCCUCAGAGCAGAUUAGUUGCACCCAACCUUCCAUUGCAAACUCCUGUGACUACCGAAGCAAAUCUUUUGACUGUAGCAGCACAUCCCCGAACAGGUCACCCUCUCCCUCAGACAAAGCAAUGUUUAGAAGUGUUCAGCCUGCAAAAACUGCACAAGUACCCCUAAUUGAAAGGAGGAGAGGGCCACUAGUUCGACAAAUGUCUCUGAAGAUUGGUCCUGAGAGUCAGCAAGUUGGUGGUGGAAAGCACCAUACAGUUUCUCUUCAGAGGUCUCCCUCCUCAAAUGUUAUGUCUGUCCCUCAGCACAGACCUCCAAUUACCAACAGGCCGAGCUUAACUGAGCCUUUUAUUUUGCAUGCUGGAGAAACCUCUCUACCACAGAAGAAUGACCAUGUGAUCCAAAGUGUAAAUUUGGGUAGUCAAACUCAAUAUCCACAAAAAGUACAUGGGCUUCCGCAUCCGUGGCAUCAUUCCUCAACGGUUGCCUCGAGCCAAAAGCUACAAACUACUGUGCAAGUCGUAUCAUGUCAUGCGGGUCCACAAAGCAAGGCUGAGGAAAUGAGCAAGAACCUUGUCCCCAUGUAUCAGCUUCAAUACCCAAAGAAUCAAACAUUCUCACAUUCCGGUCUGAAGGGAGCACAGAUUACCUUGCCUGUGGGAAGUGAAGUCAUCAAUGCAUCAAAGGAUCUUCAGGGAAUACAAAAUGUAUAUGUUGCACCACAGAGCCAUCAGGGUACUAAUAACAAGUCGUCCAUUGUUGUGUCACGUCAAGACGUUCAAGGAGAUCCCCCAUCACAGAGCCGAGCACAAUCAAGCACAGUGCCACAGAUCUUGAUAACUCAUGAACAGAUUCAUCCUGUUUGCACUACUGUUUGCAAGUCCAAUAUGGCCACCAUGGGAAACAACACUGGCACAGACGUCCACCUGGAGAGGCCCCAAACCCAGAUAAAGCCUGGGGGGGACAACAAACAGGAACACACCUCUGCCUCUUCAUCUCCUUGUUCUUUGCACUGUUCUCAAAAAAUGGCAUCGGCUAGCCUUUGCCCACAACAGGAACCCACUGCUUCAAGCAAACGCAUGCUUUCUCCUGCAAACAGUCUUGACAUUGCCAUGGAAAAACACCAAAAACGAGCAAAGGACGAGCACGGAGCAGCGUGCCAGCCAACGGAUGGUAGAUCUGUCAAUUAUCUCAAUUCCAAAAUGGCUGAUGUGACUCGUCAACGCAAGCUAACUCUUGUCAGACAAGUCUGCACGACUGAACCUGUAGAUAGUCCAAUUGAAACUGAAGCACCACAAGACAUUGAAAAGCUGGAGCCCAGCAAAGACGUCCAAUUACAUGAAACCAGCCACACAACAACACCUGAGAUACCUGCGCAAAUGGCAGAGGACAAGCCCCCUUCUCCAACAGACCAACAGAUGCAGAGUCCUGUUAGUCGUAGCUCUCCCUCUGUCCAGGCGUACUCAGUCCCUGCACACGCAACACUGAAGCCACAGGAAAGGUCAGAGGAGCAGCGUUGGUCUCCAGGUAAACCUCCUCUACGCCCCCCCACCCUCCAAGGGCAGGUAAAACUGGCAUCCUCCGUCUCUGUCGUGAACCCCAGGGACAGUCACCGCCUGUCCUUCCCCAGCCUGAAGACCACCACCACGUUCACCUGGUGUUACCUCAUCAAGAGGAAGCCGCUGCACGUCAUUCAGAUGGACCAGACCACCUCUGCAUACUCCGCUUGGCCCGUUAGUCAGAGCAACCCCAAUCCCUUGGGUCUACCGACCAAAGUAGUCAUGUCUCUGUUUGAUUCAAAGCAGACGUCCAAAAAAAUACACUACACCCAAGCAAAAACUACAAGUUUGAAGGCAGAUAUACUGACAUAUUCCAGCAAGCUGAAGGACAUUGUGGCCAAAGUUUUAAUACCUCAGAAGUCUUUCAGCACUGAGAGUAAGGGAAAGGUGCGAUCUGACUCUCUACCUACUAACGAGGCUGACAGAGGGACCCUGUCCAAAGCAGAACCUGUGCGAAUCAAAAUCUUUGAUGGAGGCUACAAAUCUAACGAGGAGUAUGUUUAUGUCCGUGGUCGUGGUCGUGGAAAAUACAUUUGCGAAGAGUGUGGCAUUCGAUGCAAAAAGCCCAGCAUGCUUCGCAAACACAUUCGCACCCACUCAGACGUUCGACCUUACCACUGCACCCACUGCAAUUUCUCUUUCAAGACUAAAGGUAAUCUAACAAAACAUAUGAAGUCAAAAGCCCACAGCAAGAAGUGCUUGGAGAUGGGAGUAUCUGUGGGCUUAAUUGAAGAUCAGGAUGCAGAUGAUUCAGGAGACAAAGGGCGAGGACAUGGUGCCGAUCGGCCAGAUUCGGACGGGGACGAUUCGGAUGGUCCAGAGGAUGAGGAUAAUGAUGGUGAGGAGGAGGACGAGGAGGACAGCCAGGCAGAAUCGGGCCUCUCGGCCACCCCGUCUGUCUCAGCCAGCCCCCAGCACCUGGGCUCAGCGGCCCCAGACAUGGCCCCCAGCUCGCUUUUGGCACAAAUGACCAUCAGCUCGUCACAGCCACCAUCAGCACCACCAGCUCAGUUCCACACAGACCUCCCGGCGUCCCCCCAGACCCGCUCGGUGGCAGAGUCUGAGUCGGACUCUGUCGCUAUGCUCAGCCCCAUCUCGCCCACCAAGCAGAUGUCCAUUUCGGCCAUGAUCCCCGGCCCGAGCCCUGCGGUGGCGAUAGCGGCUACAUUCACACACUACCCGUUCACCACUCCCAGCGCUACCACCACCUCCAUGGCCUUCACCUCCUGCAGCUCCUCCUCCAUGGCCUUCACCUCCUGCAGCUCCUUCUCUGCAGCAGCAGCAGCAGCAGCAGACCUUCACGGCUCAGACACGGAGUCUGUUCACAUGAUGAGUCCCGUGUCACCCUGCAGACAGAUGUCCAUCGACUACCCCGACUUUGACGUGCCUGCCAGUCCCCCGUCGACAACGUCGGGCAAGGGUUCCAAGCUCAGCCAGAGUGUCAGUGGCAGCCACAGUGCACCCACAACAAGCUCAACAAGUGAGGCGCCCGGGGUCCCUGUGGACCGCGGCACUCAGACCCCAUCCUUCGCUCCAGUGGGCCCUCUUCCUCCUCCUCUGCACUUCCCUUCCCCAGGUCCGAUGUCCAUCAUAGGAGACUCUGGGGCGCCCACGACGCAUCUUUUCAGCCACUUGCCCCUGCACUCCCAACAACCCGCGCGCUCCCCCUACAGCAUGGUGCCCGUGGGCGGCAUCCAGCUAGUGCCCGCAGGCCUGGCCGCCUACUCCACGUUUGUCCCCAUUCAGGCUGGCCCCGUCCAGCUCACCAUCCCAGCCGUGAGCGUCAUCCACCGCAACCCGAGCCCGCUGCCUGGGGCAGGACCAGGCGACACUGCCAACGCACCACCAGCAGCAGCAGCGCGGCCCGAGGGUUCACCAACCACCCAGCACUCAUUGCUACUCCAAGAGGGUGUGGGGAACGUACUCUCAUGCUUCCCGUUGAGCCAGAUGUCGGGCAUUCAGAGUUUGGCGGGACCUCAGGCGACGCUGCAGCCCAUGGGGCUGGAGGCGCUCAGUGUCAUGGGCCUGGCAGCUAGCUCUGGGCUCGGGCCGGCGGCAGCCCACCUACUUCCGCAGCAGAACCUGGGGCUCGGAGUCGGCGCCACCUUAGGUGUGCAGGUCCUGGCUGCUGCGGCGAGCCCCGCUGUCCAGUCCAACACACCCCACCACCACACAUCCCAGACACAAAUCCCCGGCCUCCAGAUCCUGAAUAUUACCCUGCCAGCCGUCAUACCCUCCCUCAGCCCCAUGUCCACGCUAAGCCCCUUGCCCCCCUCCUCCGCCACCUCCGACAAGCCAGGCAACGUGGAGGUCAAGGCAGGCCAUUGUCUAGCAGCACCGCCCCGGAGCCCAUUGUCUGUUUGCACCAUUGCUGACUCCACUCAAGUGCUGACUCUAGCCGCCAGCCCUCCUGCGCUGUCAGCCUCCGCAGCGUCCCCACUAGCACCUGUCGUCGUCACGACAACCCCUGCCGCGCCAAAAGGCACCACACCAGCGCCGGGCAGGCUGAGUUCAAGCCUGGAGUUCGGGGAAGGGGACGCGGCCACCACCGCCAGAGCGCAGCCUGCUGCUGGGGCAUUGAAGAGGCAAAGCAGGUCUCCGCCGACACACCAGGCGCUGUCCUGCCCUGCUUCUAUUGACGGCAACUUGCAUGCACCUCAAGCGAUCCACCCUGGGGGCUCAGGCAAGGGGAAACCCCCUCACAAGCACACUAGUCUCGGGCCCUCGUCGUCGCUUCUUGCCGACAAUUGCAGCGAGGCCUCGAGCGAUGACGAAGACAGGCUAGUCAUUGCCACCUGAAUGUUUUAAUUGAGAUGUUUCUCUCUCUCUCUCCCUCUCUUCUCAUUCUUUUUGUCUCUCUUUUGUAACUCCUCUCUAUUUCUUAAGUCUCUCUGGCUUUCUCACUCUGUUACUCCAAUAAUUUGUGAUACUUCGUCACUUUGUAAACUGAAAACACUUAAGGAAGUCUGUGAGCUCUGCAGGCCACCUGUAAAAAAAGCACAUUUUCUGACAUUGAUAUUCUAUGUGCAAUCUUGUAUGAUGAUGACCAAUCAUUUUUUUUAUUUUUACUUUCAUUUUGAUUCUGGACAGUUUUCGUUUUCUUUUUUUUUUGUACAUGUUGUAUAGACAAUUGUGCCUUUUGAAGUUUCUUGUUUAGGAGACUGUACAUACUAUCUCACAUCUCAAUAGUUGGCUUGUGUUACGUAGAUGCAUUUUAUGAAGUCAAAAAGAGAAUUAAUGGUCCAUGUCAAAUGUAAAUAAAUGGAAAAAAUAUCAUGUCAUGUAUCAAUAUAGCAUUUCUAUGGCUUUGGGCAAUGUGUAUCUGUGUAUAGAUGUUGUGUUCAUCUAUUUAUUAUAUUCCACAUAGUGUCCACCACAAUGAGGUAUGUGUUUAAAGAAACACUCCACCAUUUUUUGGAAAUAUGCUUCCACAUACCCUCAAAUUUUCCAAAUAACCUCAAGUUAACAUUAUAACCUUCUCCGAUUUAUCCAGCCAUUCUCUGAUUUGUACAGUAGUCGCAGCUAAUUUCGUACCAAUCUCUUGCCUGCGCUGUGACUGUUCCUAGCCAGGUGUAGCUCAAAGCACCUUGGAAGUGUCAUGGAAGUGUCUUGGUAUGCCCAUUGAACGGGAGAAUAUAGAUGGCAUGGAUCACUGAAACAGCACCUAGUGAACAGCACCUAGUGUCCAGCAGGUUCAAUCCGGUUCAAUGAUGAUGCUAGCUUGGAACUAGGAUCAACACCACCACACUCGGAGAAUGGCUCAAACAUUCUUCAAUUGUCUCAGCAUCGUGUCACUUUAUGCAUGUCAAAAACUCAGUCAAACCCGCCCCCACACCAAUAACAUUUUGGCCCUAGCUCAUUGUAUACGUCUUAGCAUGUAAAAUUAUUUACCAUGCUGUCAUAACACGUUAAGCACUAUCUAAUUUCCUUUAGAUUUUUGUCUGUAAAUGCGAUCUGAAUUGGUAAAUUGCUCUCUGGUAAAUCUUGACUUUUUCCUAAUGAAAGGCAGUGAAAGAAAAUAAUAUAUAUUUUUUAACAUUGACUGAACAGGCAUGUCAUAUAGUGGGCACUGUUCUACAUUGCACCUAGUGUGCCCUGUAUAAUUAUGCUCCACACAAAAAUUGCAAAAUUGCAUUUUCGCACAUUUAUUUUGCUUUACAAUUCUAUUUUUUCUCCACUCAAACAAAAGAGGUUAGUUGUCAUGAAACCUAAACCACAUUUGACAUCAGAAAAACCCUCUGAAGUGCACAAUUUAUUUACCAAUAUUACUGCUCAAUUUGAUUAGCUUAUCCAUAACACAAUGAAUAAACACGCUGAUGGCACUGGCACAUUAAUUGACACAAAAACUUGUUUUGUGACAUUUUGAGCAAGGGACUGCCUUUAGCAGGUAAUCCACUCACUUUUGCUGUUUGUUCUAACGGUUUUGAGAAAUUACUUGAUCUUUUGCAAAUUGCUAGAGAGAUUCGAGAAAUUGACCAAAGGGAAAAACGAACUCGAGGGGAGGUGUAAAAUGUCCAUAUAUCCUCAAAUGGUGGAGUGUUGCUUUAAUCGUGGCUUUACAUUGUUGUGUAUCUAUACCAUCAAAUGUAUCAGUAAAUAACUUUGUUUACAAAUGUU